Pochonia chlamydosporia 170 is the source of this 1551-nucleotide messenger RNA. Its product is annotated as glycoside hydrolase family 47 protein. The coding region runs from base 1 to 1551 and encodes 516 amino acids. The transcript is spliced from 4 exons. Gene Ontology annotation, cellular component: Golgi membrane; endoplasmic reticulum. Gene Ontology annotation, molecular function: mannosyl-oligosaccharide 1,2-alpha-mannosidase activity; calcium ion binding. NCBI's taxonomy places the organism in Eukaryota, Fungi, Ascomycota, Sordariomycetes, Hypocreales, Clavicipitaceae. The record is from RefSeq and is a predicted model, not a curated record. Gene Ontology annotation, biological process: carbohydrate metabolic process; N-glycan processing.
AUGGUUUUCAAAUAUGGCUACGCCGUAGCGGCUCUUCUUAUCGGUCCCGUCUUUGGAAGUCCAACAAACUCGAUAUUCAAGAGGACAACGCCUCAAGCCGAUUCUCGAAAAUCAUCUGAGGUCAAAAAUGCCUUUCGGACAGCAUGGGACGGAUACUAUGAGCAUGCAUUUCCUCACGAUACUUUGCUACCAGUCACUGGAGGGACCUCAGACGAUAGAAACGCCUGGGGAGUGACCCCCAUUGAUGCAUUGAGCACUGCAAUUAUAAUGGAGGAGAGACAAACCGUCAAUCAGAUCCUCAAGUAUGCGGCUACAAUUGACUUUACCACCACCAAAGAGGUAAACUCGUCAAUCUCGCUAUUUGAGACCAACAUUCGAUACCUUGGUGGAUUAAUAGCUGGAUACGACUUAUUGAAAGGCCCAAGGGUCGACCUUGUGGACAGCGCAAACUCCAAAUACGUCGACGCUCUUCUGAAGCAGGCUGCGACACUGGCCGACAGUCUCAGUAUUGCCUUUGAUACACCCAGCGGAGUUCCUGACGAUGCUGUUUUUCUCAAUCCGACCCGCCGUAUUGGUGGUUCAACUACCAACGGGCCAGCCGGCUUUGGCACCUUAGUUCUUGAGUGGACACGUUUGAGUGAUCUCACAGGCAAUAAGACAUACGCGAAGCUGGCUCAAAAGGCUCAAAGCUACCUUGUAGAUCCGACUGGCGUUCCUGAAGCCUACCCCGGCCUAGUCGGGUACAAUGUUGGAAUCAAGGAUGGUAAAUUCCAGGAUCAGAAUGGCGGUUGGGGAGGCGGCAUCGACAGUUUCUACGAGUAUCUGAUCAAGAUGUACUUGUAUGCGCCCGAUGAGUUCUCUCACUACAAGGACCGAUGGGUUACGGCGGCCGAUUCUACAAUGAAGUAUCUCGCUUCGCAUCCUACCAGCCGACCCGACUUGACGUUUUUGGCCGAGCAUAGCGGCAAGACGAUUAACCACUGGUCUGGACAUUUGGCAUCCUUCGCGGGCGGCAACUUCAUUCUUGCAGGUGUGUUGCUCAACAAACCCGAGUACACCAAAUUUGGCCUUGAGCUCGCGUCUUCAUACUACGAAACCUACAAGCAAACUCCCGCCAAGAUUGGCCCAGAAGGGUUCCAAUGGGUUUCUGCCGACGGUGGCAGCCCUCCACCAGCGAAUCAAGCCGAUUUCUUCAAGAAGGCUGGAUUCUGGUCCUACGCAGGCGGAUACAUUCUCCGCCCGGAAACCAUUGAGAGUCUGUACUAUGCGUACCGCGUAACCGGGGACAAGAAGUACCAGGACAUGGCUUGGGACGCAUUCACAGCCAUCCGCGACAUGUGCAAGGCUGGCUACGGAUUCUCAGGAAUCCGUGACGUGAUGAAGAAGGAUGGUGGGGGACACGAUAACUUCCAGCAGAGCUUUUUCUUGGCGGAGACGUUGAAGUAUUCUUAUCUCAUUUUUGCACAUGAGUCGGAGGUGCAGUUCCAUGGGCAAGGCAAGAACGCGUUUGUAUUUAAUACUGAGGCGCACCCGUUCCGAGUGCGUCACUAG